This is a messenger RNA of Camelus dromedarius (Arabian camel), 1889 nucleotides long. It is a transcript of the gene ENPP7, whose product is annotated as ectonucleotide pyrophosphatase/phosphodiesterase 7. Bases 153 to 1529 code for a protein of 458 amino acids. Lineage: Eukaryota; Metazoa; Chordata; Mammalia; Artiodactyla; Camelidae. The transcript has 6 exons. The record is from RefSeq and is a predicted model, not a curated record.
CCCAGAGGCAGGAGUCCCUCUGAGGCGCAGGUGCGUGCACAGUCUUGGUUCAUAGACGCGGAGGAUACGAGCUGCCUGGUGACCCUAGGACUUUGCUCUGCUCCUCGGCAGGAACCUGCCUGGAACUCGUGUCUCUGGAGAACCCAUCCAUCAUGAGACGCCCGGCUGUCCUCCUCGCCGUGGCUCUGGCCGCCCUCCUGGCUCCAGCAGUGGCGGCGCCCGUCCGCCAGCUGAGCUCCCGGAACAAGCUGCUCCUGGUGUCCUUCGAUGGUUUCCGCUGGAACUACGACCAGGACGUGGACACCCCCAACCUGGAUGCCAUGGCGCUUGAAGGGGUGAAGGCUCGCUACAUGACCCCGGCCUUCAUCACCUUGACCAGCCCCUGCCACUUCACCCUGGUCACUGGCAAGUACAUCGAGAACCACGGGGUGGUGCACAACAUGUUCUACAACACGAGCAGCAAGCUGAAGCUGCCCUACCACACCACGCUGGGCGUCCAGGGGUGGUGGGACAAUGGCAGUGUACCCAUCUGGGUCACGGCCCAGAGGCAGGGCCUGAAGACCGGCUCAUUCUUCUACCCCGGCGGGAAUGUCACCUACCAAGGCGAGGCCGUGACGCUGAGCCGGAAGGAAGGCUUCCUGCACAACUACAAGGAUGAGGCGGAGUGGAGGGCCAACAUUGACACGGUGAUGGAGUGGUUUACGCAGGAGGGCCUGGACCUCGUCACGCUCUACUUUGGGGAGCCAGACUCCACGGGCCACAGGUACGGCCCCGAGUCCCAGGAGAGGAAGGAGAUGGUGAUGCAGGUGGACAGGACGGUGGGCUACCUCCGGGACCGCAUCAGGCUCAGUGGCCUGGAGAGCAGCCUCAACCUGAUCAUCACGUCCGACCACGGCAUGAGCACGGUCAACAAGAACGCCAGCGACCUGGUGGAGCUCCACAAGGUCUCCAACUUCUCCUUCAAGGACAUUGAGUUCGAGCUCCUAGACUACGGACCCAACGGCAUGCUGCUCCCCAAGGAAGGGAUGCUGGAGAAGGUGUACGAGGUCCUCAAGGAUGCCCACCCCCGGCUCCACGUCUACAAGAAGGAGAACUUCCCCAAGUCCUUCCACUACGCCAAUCACUCCAGGGUCACCCCCCUGCUCAUGUACAGCGACCUCGGCUAUGUCAUCCACGGGAGAGUGAACGUGCAGUUCAACAACGGGGAGCACGGCUUCGACAACAAGCUCAUGGACAUGAAGACCAUCUUCCGGGCCACGGGCCCCAGCUUCAAGAGGGGCCUGGAGGUGGAGCCCUUCGAGAGCGUCCACGUGUACGAGCUCAUGUGCCGGCUGCUGGGCAUCGUGCCAGAGGCCAACGACGGGCUCCUCAGCACCCUGCUGCCCACGCUCCGGGAGGAGGCCGGCGACGCGGCCCCCAGCACCUCGCUGGCCACGCCCCCCUCAGGCUCCGCCCUCCUGCCAAGUGGCCGGCCCCACUUGGUGACAGGACUACUGGUGGCUGCAAUUCUUCUGGCCAAGGUUGCAUAACACCCACUGCUCAAGGCCCACCUCCUCCAAGAAGCCUCCAGAAGCUGCCACAGGGCCUGCUCCAGUCCCUGCUGUGAUGGUCUUUUGGACACAGACGGGCCUGUCUCCUCAACUGACGGGGGACAAUGCCUGCAUGCCUCCACGUCCCCACAGCUCCAGCCCACCUUGGCCAUUCUGGUGCUGGCCAUAUAACCCCUUGGGACGCCCAGGCCCACUCACCCGUCCAUGGCCCCCAGACCCACAGGGCGCGCCCUCCUUCCUCCCACCAGAGAACCUGCCCCACGGACGGCGCCCCUGUCUUUGGCCACUGGAGGGCACCCUGGAGCUCGCGGGCAGGUGACAAUAAAUUCAGCUGUAUGA